Molecule: messenger RNA, 3072 nt
Organism: Lachnellula hyalina
Lineage: Eukaryota; Fungi; Ascomycota; Leotiomycetes; Helotiales; Lachnaceae
Gene: mcm4
Product: DNA replication licensing factor
Exons: 4
Coding region: 1-3072 (1023 amino acids)
Biological process (GO): mitotic DNA replication initiation; double-strand break repair via break-induced replication; DNA replication
Cellular component (GO): MCM complex; nucleus
Molecular function (GO): single-stranded DNA helicase activity; ATP binding; single-stranded DNA binding
Source: RefSeq, a predicted model, not a curated record
AUGUCGUCCCCUUCGCAUCGGCGACAGAGAUCCUCCCAAUCUGCCACUACGCGUAGAGCAUCUCAACGCAAUGCGAUACCCAGCAGCCCUCCAGAUCCAGCAGCUGCCCAGCUGCACAGUGAAGCGGCUGGAUCGCAAGAUAGCCCUCGCCGUGGUGCGCCCUCUUCAUCGCCCAUGAACUAUCGAUCCUCCCCUGCUGCUGUCGCGCGUUCGAACGCAGAGAGAGAUGUCAGUUCUCCUCUGAGGCAGAUGACGAAUACGCAGUCGACGCAGCAAGAUGGUGAUCGAACUCCACGAGCCAGCGGCCUCAUUGGCGAAUCUUCUCCCAUCAGAUAUGAACCGAGUUCCAGCCCAGGAAAUGGCUUCACAAGCCGGCAACAAUCUCUCCAACCCGACCUUCGUAGCGAGAGCUCCGGUCUCUUCGUUCGCUCUUCCCGAUCUCUCGGUCCUGGAUCUGCUGUAAACAACUCGCGACGCGGAGAUAUUAAUUCAGACAACGUCAACACUCCUCGCGCUAGACGUCGCAUCUUCAUGGAUGAAAAUGGCAGAGUUAUUCGCGAUAUGCCUGCUGAAGCCUCCGAAGCGCCCACCUUCUCUAACAUGGAUCCGACUACUUCCGAUGCUCAGGCUAUGGGUGGAAACUCCACUCUCUGUAUAUGGGGAACCAAUGUCUCGAUCAACGACACACUCUCAACUUUCAAGAGUUUUCUUCGGGAAUUCACCAAGAAAUAUCGCAUGUGGGCGGAUGGCAUGUCGGAGGAUGAAACAAACGAAGACGACGACGCUAACAGCAAAGAGUACUUGGAGAUGAUGCAAAAUAUGUUAACACUGGGUGUUACAAGUCUCAAUCUAGAUUUCCGUAACCUGAAGGCGUAUCCACCAACCAAGAAGCUCUGGCAGCAAGCACAGGAUUACCCUCAAGAUAUUGUCACACUCAUGGAUCAGGGCAUCAAAGAUGUCAUGUACGAGAUUGCUGAAGCCAAGAUGACCGAGCAGAGACAAUCUCAAAGCUCGGCUGGACAAGCCUCCCAGCGCAGUCGAGUCUUGAGCUCCGAACCUCCUGUUCCAAGUUCUGAACGAAGUGAGCAGGAGCCAUCAACACCACGCCCCCAAGAUUCGAAUGAGGUUGAUUGGUGCCAAGAGGUCCAAAAGAGACAGUACAGGGUUCGGCCUUUUGGCCUUGAUGAUACUAUCAACAUGAGAGAACUAAAUCCGUCUGAUGUCGACAAGAUUGUGGCUAUUAAAGGCCUCGUUAUUCGAACUACCCCCAUCAUCCCCGAUAUGAGAGAUGCUUUCUUCCGAUGUUCCGUCUGUAAUCAUACAGUCAAGGUCGACAUCGACCGUGGCAAGAUCGCCGAGCCCACCAAAUGCCCUCGCCCUAUCUGCGACUCUUUAAACUCUAUGCAGAUUGUCCACAACCGCUCUGGAUUUAUGGAUAAGCAGGUCAUCAAACUUCAAGAAACACCAGACUCGGUCCCUGCAGGUCAAACUCCCCAUUCUGUCUCAAUGUGCGCAUAUGAUGAAUUGGUAGACCUUUGCAAGGCUGGUGAUCGAGUGGAGAUUACUGGUAUUUUCAAAGCCAGUCCCGUUCGUGUCAACCCUCGCCAACGCACCCUGAAAAGCAUCUACAAGACCUACAUCGAUGUCUUACACAUCCAAAAGGUCGAUAAGAAACGUAUGGGAAUUGAUGUUUCGACGGUUGAACAGGAACUGUCCGACCAGCUUACCGGCAACAUUGAGGAGACUCGUAAAGUCAGUGAAGAAGAAGAGGAAAAGAUCAAGGCUACUGCAACACGACCUGACAUCUAUGAGCUCCUUUCACGAUCGCUAGCCCCGAGUAUUUUUGAAAUGGACGACGUCAAGAAGGGUAUUUUGCUACAACUGUUUGGUGGAACAAACAAGUCAUUCGAAAAAGGAGGGAGCCCAAAGUACAGAGGAGACAUUAAUAUCCUGAUGUGUGGUGAUCCUUCUACGGCGAAGUCUCAGCUCCUGCAAUAUGUUCACAAGAUUGCUCCCAGAGGUGUCUACACCAGCGGCAAAGGAUCUUCUGCUGUUGGUUUGACCGCCUAUGUCACUCGUGAUCCCGAAACUCGUCAACUGGUCCUCGAGUCUGGUGCUCUUGUUCUGUCUGAUGGUGGUGUCUGCUGUAUUGAUGAGUUCGACAAGAUGUCGGAUGCCACUCGAUCCGUCCUUCACGAAGUGAUGGAACAACAAACGGUCUCUAUCGCCAAAGCUGGUAUCAUUACGACCUUGAAUGCUCGAACGAGUAUUCUUGCUUCCGCUAAUCCUAUUGGAAGCAAGUAUAACCCAAACCUGCCUGUUCCCCAGAACAUUGAUCUUCCACCUACAUUAGUGUCUAGAUUUGAUUUAGUUUACCUUAUCCUUGAUCGUGUCGAUGAGACAAAUGAUCGACGAUUGGCCAGGCAUCUGCUCAGUAUGUACUUAGACGACAAGCCGCAAAGUGCAUCUGGAACAUUGGAGAUUCUCCCUAUCGAGUUCCUCACCUCUUAUAUCUCUUACGCUCGUACCAAAUGCCAACCCCGCAUCAGCCCCGAGGCGUCUAAAGAGCUCGUGGCCGCCUAUGUCGAGAUGCGUAAACUUGGCGAAGACGUCCGCGCUGCUGAACGCCGCAUUACUGCUACAACUAGACAGCUGGAAUCCAUGAUCCGGCUCGCUGAAGCACACGCCAAGAUGCGACUUUCCGAGAUAGUCACGGCCGACGAUGUUAAGGAAGCCGUGCGCUUGAUCAAGAGUGCUCUCAAGCAAACGGCUACGGAUGCCAGAACUGGCCUAAUUGAUAUGAGUCUGCUGACGGAGGGCACGAGCGCAAGCGAGAGGAGACGCAAGGGGGACCUGAAGACUGCUGUUCUUACGCUGCUAGACGAAAUGACUCGUCAAGGACAAAAUGCCAGAUAUUCCGAAGUCCUCAGGAGAAUGGGAGAACAGAGUAGCGUAUCUAUAGAUGCGCCUGAAUUUGCCGAGGUGGUCAGGGCUUUGGAGCAGGAAGGUGCGGUUAUGGUGCUUGGCGAAGGAGCCAGGAAGGCGAUUCGGCGGGUUACGGGCGUAGCAUGA